ACGUUUCGUUUCCCCUUCACUUCCGGGCUGAUAACAAGGGCCGUUGAUGCCCGCAGAUUUUCAUUAAAAUAUCUUAGUUUAAUAAAUACAUUGGCGCCAUAGCUGUGAUGUUUUGGGAGUGAUAUGGUCACAAAGCCUACAAAUGAGGUUGGUGUAUUGACGAAAUUAUUCCAAGAGACGCAGGAAUAGCGGAUGAUGAAGAGGUGAACUGACUAAAACCAAGCUGUCUGUCAGUACAUCCAUCAAGCGGAUCUAUCAGAGGAACCACCAGUGCAUGAGAAGGAACACAAUCAGUUUUCGAAAGAAGUGUUGGGGUGUAUCCCUCACUUCCUGCCCCACCCACCUCAACUCAGACUCCACCCCGUGACCCUUGACCCCUGACAUCCAAGAUGAAACUAAAAGAGGACAUGAACCCACUGCUGCUGCAGGUCUUCCGCUCGGUUGUCUGGGUCUACUCUGUCAUCACCUUCCUGCCCUGGUACCUGCUCUCAGGCGCAGGAGCCAACCUAGACCGGGCGCGGCGGGUCAAGGCACGGUCAGUGAGCGGUCGCCCGGCGGGCCCUUACCGGGCGACCAACCAUGAGGAUGGUAGCCAGCAGAAGCUGGUGUCUUCCUUGCACCCAGGAGUGGACACCCUGGACAAGGUGAUGGAGCAUGGAGCGGCCAGGUUCCCAGAGAGGAACUGCCUGGGCACGAGAGAGGUGCUGAGCGAGGAGGACGAGCUCCAACCCAACGGGAAGGUCUUCAAGAAGGUGAUCCUGGGGGAGUAUCAGUGGAUGUCGUAUGAGGAGACCUACCAGGCAGCAGUGUGUUUUGGCAGUGGGCUGGCCGCGCUGGGCCAGAGGCCUCAGUGUAACAUCGCCAUCUUCUGUGAGACCAGGGCCGAGUGGAUGAUAGCAGCACAGGCCUGCUUCAUAUACAACUUCCCAUUGGUGACGUUGUACUCUACUCUGGGCGGAGCGGCCAUUGCCCACGGUUUGAACGAGACUGAGAUCACCCACAUCGUCACCAGCAAAGACCUGCUACACAGCCGUCUCAAGGACAUUCUGUUGGAGGUGCCUCGGCUGCAGCACAUCAUCGUGGUGGACAGUAAGCCAACCAGUUGGCCCGGCUUCCCCCGCGGCAUCAUGGUCCACAACAUGGACGCCGUGCAAGAACUGGGCUCCAGACCCGACAACAUGGCGGUGGCGCGCCGGCGGCCCGUGCCCUCUGACAUCGCUGUCAUCAUGUACACCAGCGGCUCCACGGGCAUCCCCAAGGGCGUCAUGAUCUCCCAUAGCAACAUCAUCGCGGGCGUCACAGGCAUGGCAGAGCGCAUUCCAGACCUGGAUGAGACAGACACCUACAUUGGGUACCUGCCACUGGCCCAUGUUCUGGAGCUGAGUGCAGAGAUGGUGUGUAUCUCUCACGGCUGUUGCAUCGGAUACUCCUCCCCACAGACGCUAGCAGACCAGUCGACUAAGAUUAAGAAGGGCAGUAAAGGAGACACCAGUGUUCUAAAACCUACACUCAUGGCUGCUGUACCGGAGAUCAUGGAUCGGAUCUAUAAGAAUGUGAUGACAAAGGUGGAGGAGAUGAGCAGUGUGCAGAGAACCCUCUUUGUAUUGGCCUACAACUACAAGAUGGAACAGAUCACCAAGGGCUACAAGACCCCGCUCUGUGACAGUCUGGUGUUUAGGAAAGUGCGCUCGUUGUUGGGGGGUCACAUGAGGGUGCUGUUGUCAGGCGGAGCGCCCCUCUCUGCUGCCACCCAGCGCUUCAUGAACAUCUGCCUCUGCUGUCCCGUGGGCCAGGGCUACGGCCUCACCGAGACCUGCGGAGCUGGCACCAUCAGCGAGAUGUGGGACUACAGCACAGGCCGGGUCGGCGCUCCUCUGAUCUGCUCCGAGAUCACCCUCAAGGACUGGGAGGAGGGCGGUUACUACAGCACAGACAAGCCACACCCGAGAGGGGAGAUUGUAAUCGGCGGGCCCAACGUGACUAUGGGUUACUACAAGAACGAGGUGAAGAACCGCGAGGACUUCUUCGUGGACAGCAACGGCCAGCGCUGGUUCUGUACAGGAGACAUCGGGGAGUUUCACCCAGACGGGUGCCUCAAGAUUAUCGAUCGUAAGAAGGACCUGGUGAAGCUCCAGGCUGGGGAGUAUGUGUCUCUGGGGAAGGUGGAGGCCAUGCUGAAGAACUGCCCUUUCGUAGACAACAUCUGCGCCUACGCAAACAGUGACCAGUCGUAUGUGAUUGGCUUCGUGGUGCCCAAUCAGAAGCAGUUAAUGGCGCUGGCGGAGCAGCGAGGGUUACGCGGCAGCUGGGAGGAGAUCUGUAACAACCCUGACAUGGAGAGAGAUGUUCUCCACAUCAUCACAGAGGCCGCUCUGUCAGCCAAACUGGAGCGCUUUGAGAUUCCGAGGAAGAUCUGUCUGAGUGCAGAGCCUUGGACACCGGAGACUGGCCUGGUGACCGACGCAUUCAAACUCAAACGCAAGGAGCUCAAAUCACACUAUCAGGAAGACAUCGAGAGAAUGUACGGUGGCAAGUAACACACACACACACACACACACAGGCAUACGCAAGGAAUCUAACAAGCACUAAUGACAUGAAAACUGGAGAGAAUGUACGGUGGCGGCAAGUAACACACAAACAGACACAGCCCCCCCCUUCCCUUCCCAAGACAGAGGGGCCAAACCAGUUCGAGCAGCAUCAGUUGCUUGUCUUCGUCAAAAGUUUUUCGGGGUCUGUGUGUUGCUAUGACGACGCUGGCAUCACGGCGUGACUCGGCCUUGACACGGAAAAUGACACGUUAAUCUUGUCCCACUCCUCCGCUCCUCUCCUACGUUUCUCCUUCCCUUCUCUCUCCUAUCCUCCAUCUAGCAUGGUCUUCGGCCUCUGUGUGUAGUCCAGACACCUGUUAGUAGAAAGGAUGUUUUUUUUUUUUGUGUGAAUGUGGCCUGGAUCGUGUUCAUUAGGCAUCGAACGGAAGAAAACUGACUGAAACAGGGAUGGACUACCUGAACUUGUCCAACAAACGUUUUGCUAUGUUGUGCACUAAUGAAUACGACUCUGAAAAAUGAGGCCCUUCGGUUUAAACGUUCCACAUCCAGGUUUGAAUCUAUGCAGGGAUCCCUUUUAUUGUAUAAAUGUUUUGGGAUGUGGUGAUGUUUUGUUCAUGUUUCGUUGUCUUUCUUUUUUUAACGUAAUUGGUUUGUCUUGAUUCAUUUCCGAAACCUAUUGGAUGAACAUCUUGUAAUUAGUGUUUUGCGAAACCAUAAGAUUUUUGUAACGCAACUCACAUUUUUUUUAUUUGCUUUCCUUAUUUCUUGUUUUUCUCUGAAUGGUUUGUUUCUCAUUUAUCUGUUACCAAACUGACAUUUCCCUCGUCUGCCUCUAGGUCCUGAAGGUUGCUUCUAUUCUAUGGAAGAGUAUGUGUUUACUGACUUGACUAGAUGAAGUCCUAUGUCACUUUGUUACAGUGUGCCAGUGAUGGAAUCUCCUCCCUGCUCUGUGCCCCUGUGUGUGGCUACGGGCUGAUGUGAUGUGCCUGGGUUGGCUGGUGGAACCUGUUUCUCGUAAUGUAGCCUGAUCCUGGAUCGGUUUUUACUUUAGCCACCUCCUCUUGACUAUUUGUGAGAUGUCAUGAGUUGACCCAGGUAAGUAAUGAUGGUGUCCCGUAAAGCUGAUCGAAGUUUAGUUUCUCUUCCCUGUGGUUGAGGCUAGGAUGGGGAGAGGACAAGCUGAUCCUUGAUCUGUGCCUAAAGGGCAACUUCUCAGCACGUGACACCAAUCCUACUGAGACCCUUAUUCAUUUCUACUCUGUCACUUAACCAGUAGGAGGCCGUCUCUGCCACUGGUUCAUCUUUGAAACAUAAUCUGUAUAGUAAUGUCCAAAUUUACAGGGGUGUGUAUGUGUGAUUUGUGUGUGUGUGUGUGUGCGUUCUCUGACCCUGAGCUUGUUCCCUAUGUCUCUGUGAAGCCCGCUGCAUGCCCACCCCACCUGACCUGUAGAAGUCUGUUACCUUUCAAUGUUUCCUCCAGCAAAACGAUGUUACAUACACAGUGUCCUGCUAAACCAGGUCUGUGGCUCUAUAAACCAUGUUAUCACCAGGACGAUCUGGUUCUGUAAAACCACGUAGAUUGUCUUUAUCGACAUGGGCCUAAACCUGCCGUUUUUACUCCCUAAAAUGAUGACCCGUGUACCGCAUGGACGUCUCCUAAGAGAGCCAAUGGCUCCCAGUCCAGAUCUGUAGCCGUUUGCCUUUUUUAGUUGCUCUUCGGCAGACUGUGUGUUUGUGUCAUCCAACGGUAGGUCCCAUCUACCCCGAUAUCCCUGUUCGUAUUACAGGAAUGCAUUGUCCUAUUUCUUUGUCAUAGCUCUAGUUACUGUUGCUAUUAUUGAUGAAAUAUGAAAUGCCGAUUGAAUGUGCAAUAUUUAUACGAAAUAUAAAUUUUAAAACCUAAAGUAUGUAAAGGAAAAAUGCACAGAGAGAGCGAGCCCCUUCACAGUGUAUGAAUGUGUGGGUGUGGGCCUGUCUCUUUCCAAUUAAAUGUACAAAGAAAACCUAGAGGACAGGCGGACGGACAGAAAACAUUGUUGUAGAAGUAGUAACACAUAGCCUCUUUAUGGUGUGAUAUUAGUGGCAACAGAAAUGUAAUCUGAAUUCCAUCUUGAAUUCAUUCAGAUUUGUUGGCAGUAAUAUGACUCUAUACUUAUUUUUCUGUAUUGUGAAAGUGCUGUACCAAUUAUAGUAAUGAAGACUAAUAUUUUGGCCUUGUAAAAGGAAAAAUACAAUGGUGAAGAAUAAGGCACUACAGGUGAACAGAUGUAUGUCUCCGGGAAGUUAUUAGGGUUGCAUGAUUCCUUGUGAAUGCACUAAUAUACAUUUGUGACGUAUAAUGUAUUCAGAAAUAAAGUCCAAGAUGAAAAGUCAUGUGGGCAAUUCCAUACGAGAUAUGUCAUCCUUGGAAAGGUACUUUGGGGUAAGGAGGUUUGGCAUACCUUUUUUUAAAGUUGAAAUCAUUGAUUUAAAAGUUGGAAAGUUCAUGACAUUUUUGCUUUGCCCAGGCCUUUUGAAGAUAUGACCCAUUUUAUAGUGCAAAUCACCAGCAGAGGGAGUUCUGAAUCCGUUCCCGCGUGAACUGUGUUGUAGAUGCUCCAAAAAUAGAUCAUCAUUUCAAAAGUAGCAGAGUGACCACUCUGGAAAUGUUAUGUACUUGUAGAGUAUAUUGUUUUCAAACCAUUUCCAAUACUGAACGAAAUUCAAGUGUACUUUUUUGAGACAUUUACGAUAAGGCCCGGGUAAGGCCAAAAUUUCACAGUUAUUUCUCAAUUAUUUUGGGUAGAGAUGUCAAUGGUAUUCCAGACAAAAUGAAGUUUUUAUUGAUUUCAUUUCAGGAAGAUUAAAAGCAUCAAAUAUCUCUGGGCCAAUCUCGUUUGGAAUUCCACGUACAUUAUAGGCUGCCAUAUAUGUAUUGUCUGCGUAUGAGCAAUGUACAGUAUAUACCGUAGAAGAAGAACAGCUUGGAUAUUUAGCACAAGGGAUAUUUCAGCAUUUGAAAAGGACCCUCGGUUUUGGGAAGUAGUCCAAAACACUGAUAAUGUUACGAAUGAGGAACCCAGGUGCAGGCUGGUUCCCGUUCUUCUUACAGUUCCUGAUAUUUCAUUGGUUCUUUGUAUUCAAUUCCCAACCAAUGUCUGUCCAGUCUGCUGCUUUGCUAUCCCAGGCCACAAUUGGUUAAGAAGAUUUGUUCAUAGGAAUAUACAAAUUGCUGUAUCUUGAGUGUUUCUCUGAGGUUAUACACAUAUACACAUACAUGCAUACAUACACUACCAUUCAAAGGUUUGGGGUCACUGAGAAAUUUCCUUGUUUUUGAAAGAAAAGCAAAAGAUUUUGUUCAUUAAAAUAACAUCAAAUUGAUCAGAAAUACAGUGCAGACAUUGUUAAUGUUGUAAAUGUCUAUGGUAGCUGGAAACGGCAGAUUUUUUAUGGAAUAUCUACAUAGGCGCACAGAGGCCCAUUAUCAGCAACCAUCACUCCUGUGUUAUAAUGACAUGUUGUGUUAGCUAAUCCAAGUUUAUCGUUUUAAAAGGCUAAUUGAUCAUUAGAAAACCCUAGAAGGCUAGCAUCCCAGAGUCGCCUCUUCACUGUUGAUGUUGAGAUUGGUGUUUUGCAGGUACUAUUUAAUGAAGCUGCCAGUUGAGGACUUCUCAGGCGUCUGUUUCUCAAACUAGACACUCUUAUGCACUUGUGCUCUUGCUCAGUUGUGCACCAGGGCCUCCCAUUCCUCCUUCUAUUAUUCUGGUUAGAGCCAGUUUGCGCUGUUCUGUGAAGGGAGUCGUACACAGCGUUAUACGAGAGCUUCAGUUUCUUGGCAAUUUCUCGCAUGGAAUAACCUUCAUUUCUCAGAUCAAGAAUAGAGUGACGAGUUUCAGAAGAAAGGUCUUUGUUUCUGGCCUUUUUGAGCCUGUAAUCAAACGCACAAAUGCUGAUGCUCCAGAUUCUCAACUAGUCUAAAAAGGUCAGUUUUAUUGCUUCUUUAACAGUUUAUCUGUGCUAAAAUAAUUGCAAAAGGUUUUUCUAAUGAUCAAUUAGCCUUUUAAACUGAUAAACUUUGACUAGCUAACACAACGUGCCAUUGGAACACAGAAGUGAUGGUUGCUGAUAAUGGGCCUCUGUACACCUAUGUAGAUAUUCCGUUAAAAAAAUCAGCGGUUUCCAGCUACAAUAGUCAUUUUACAACAUCAACAAUGUCUACACUGUAUUUUUGGUCAAUUUUAUGUUUUUUUAAUGGAUAAAUUGGCUUUUCUUUCAAAAACAAGGACAUUUCUAAGUGACCCAAACUUUUGAACGGUAGUGUACAUACAUUACAUGUCUUAGUAGUGAAGUCAUCCACUUUAACUACUGAUGUACCUAAAGACAAGGAACAAAGUUUGGUGUACAGAUUAAUUUGACCUCUCGCAUUGUUUCUUAAAUAUGUUGGAAGGGGAGGGGUUAAUAUGAUCAAAUUUCCUAAAGCUAUACCAGUUGUGCAGGUGUAAAACCUCAUUUAAACCUAUUUGGUCUUCUGUUGUUCACCAGUUUUUUGGGGGUGGGUCUUUUUCCUUCUCGUUGAGCGUGGGUUACUGGCCUUGUGAUAUCAUGGGCUAUUUGCAAAUGUUUCCUUAUUUAUUUGGCCUUGGAAAAUAAAAGUUGUGAUUGGUCUAAAAAUG
Messenger RNA from Oncorhynchus keta (chum salmon), 7201 nucleotides. Its product is annotated as fatty acid CoA ligase Acsl3-like. The record is from RefSeq and is a predicted model, not a curated record. Gene Ontology annotation, molecular function: long-chain fatty acid-CoA ligase activity. NCBI's taxonomy places the organism in Eukaryota, Metazoa, Chordata, Actinopteri, Salmoniformes, Salmonidae. The transcript has 15 exons. The coding region runs from base 390 to 2537 and encodes 715 amino acids. Gene Ontology annotation, biological process: long-chain fatty-acyl-CoA metabolic process; neuron differentiation; long-chain fatty acid metabolic process. Gene Ontology annotation, cellular component: lipid droplet; plasma membrane; endoplasmic reticulum.